CACUAAGGCACUAACUAAUCAGAUCAGAUCUCCUUGCCUUCUCACUUCACUGCCCACUACUCCCCUCGUCUCACGCUGCACGCGGCGCAGGCGUCCGAGCUUCCUUCUCCUCGCUCGGCGAGCUGUCUAGGUUACUCUGCGGCGGAUCCAUCCCGCAAGGGUUCAGAUCCAGAUCGCGCAGAAGAUGAAAUAAUCGAUUGUUUACCAUCAGUGCUUUCGACGGGCAUCAUGAGCUAGCUCUAAGUUGCUGCUACCGAAGAAAAAUCCAGAAUCCACGUAGGCUGAACACUGCCGCGGCAUUAAUUGAGCGAGCUCUCAGCUAGCAUGGCCAUGGAGGCGACUCUUGUCAGCGUGGCCACAGGGGUCCUCAUACCUGUCCUGGGAAAGUUAUCCACUUUGCUUGGUAACGAGUACAAGCGGUUCAAGGGUGUGCGCAAGGAGAUCAGGUCCCUUACUCAUGAGCUUGGUGCCAUGGAGGCUUUUCUCCUCAAGAUGUCCGAGGAAGAGGAUCCCGAUUCGCGGGAUAAAGUUUGGAUGAAUGAGGUGCGAGAAUUAUCCUACGACAUGGAGGAUGCCAUUGACGACUUCAUGCAAAGCGUUGAUGACAAAGACGAAAAGCCAAAUGGCUUCAUCGAGAAGAUCAAGAACUCACUAGGGAAGUUGGGGAAGAUGAAGGCUCGCCGUCGGAUUGGCAAAGAGAUUCAGGAUCUAAAGAAACAAAUAGUUGAGGUGGGCGACAGGAAUGCAAGAUACAAGAGUCGCGAGCCCUUCUCCAAGACCGUCAAUGCGACCAUUGACCCUAGAGCUCUUGCUAUAUUUGAGCAUGCAUCGAAUCUUGUUGGAAUCGAUGAGCCCAAGGCAGAGAUAAUCAAGCUGUUAAUAGAAGAGGUUGUUCGUGCUUCAGAGCAACAACAACAACUGAAGAUAGUCUCCAUUGUUGGAUCUGGAGGUAUGGGCAAGACAACUCUUGCAAACCAAGUGUAUCAAGAGCUAAAAGGAAAAUAUGAGUGUUGGGCUUUCGUCUCAGUUUCACGAAAUCCAGACAUGAUGAAUAUUUUGAGAACUAUUCUAAGUGAAGUGGCUAAGAAAGAUUAUGCUACCACUGAAUCAGGGGAUAUACAACAACUCAUUAUCAAGAUCAUAGAUUUUCUAGCAAACAAAAGGUACUUUGUUGUUGUUGACGAUAUAUGGGACAUGGAUACAUGGGAUAUUAUUAAGUGUGCAUUCCCCGCUAGAAGUUCUACCAGUAGAAUCAUCACCACCACUCGUAUGAACAGUGUCGCUAAUUUAUGUUGUUCGUCAUUCAAUGGUCAUAUUUACAAUAUAAGGGCUCUUGAUAUGGUGCACUCAAGACAAUUAUUUCACAUCAGAUUAUUUAAGUCCGAUGAAGAUUGCCCUGCACACCUUCAAGAAAUUUCUGAGCAGAUAUUGGAAAAAUGCGAUGGGUUACCUUUGGCGAUCAUUGCUAUAUCUGGUUUGUUGGCUAACACCGAAAGAACAGAAAAUAUAUGGAAUCAAGUAAAAGAUUCAAUUGGUCGUGCACUUGAAAGGAAUCCCAACGUUGAAGGAAUGAUGAAGAUUUUGUCACUUAGUUACUUUGAUCUUCCCGCUCAUCUAAAAACUUGCCUCUUAUAUCUAAGCAUGUAUCUAGAAGAUUCUACUGUUGAGAAGAAGGGCCUGAUAAGAAGAUGGAUUGUUGAAGGAUUCAUUCUUGGAGAAGGCAGAUACACGGCAUAUGAGUUAGGAGAAAGGUGUUUUAAUGAACUACUCAAUAGGGGUUUGAUCCAGCCUGUGGAGACAGAUGACUACGGCGAGGUGAAUAGUUGUCGAGUUCAUGACACAAUUCUUGAUUUCAUCAUAUCCAAGUCUAUAGAAGAGAACUUCAUUACUUUACGUGGUGUUCCCAUUCUGACAAUUGGGAACCAAAGCAAAGUUGUUCGUCGACUCUGUCUACAAGGUGUAAAGGAAGGAAAUUCAACUGUACUGACAGAAGGUCUCGUGUUGUCCCAUGUCCGAUCACUUACUGUGGUUAGAGGUCUCGUGAAAAUCUUUUCUUUUGAGGAGUUUAGACAUCUGCGUGUUCUCCACUUGAUGGGUUGCUCUGAAUUGGAUGAUCAUCAUCUUGAAAAUAUAAUGAGGUUGUUCCAGCUGAGGUACCUGAACCUCCAAGGUACAGGAAUAAGCAAGCUCCCGGAACAAAUUGGGCGUUUAGUGUGCUUAGAGAUACUCAAUCUAACACGUACUUAUGUACGGGGAUUACCUGCAUCUAUUGUUAAUCUCGGAAAAUUGUUGCAUCUACGUGUUGAUCAUGAUGUGAAAUUUCCUAAUGGGAUUGCAAAGAUGCAAGCACUGGAGACGUUGGGAUAUGUGAAGGUCUCCAUUCAGCCAAUUGACUUCGUGUGUGGCCUUGGCCAACUAAAGAAUUUGAGGAAUCUGCAGCUUGACCUUACUUUCGAAGGCGAUUGUGACAUUGAGGAUAGGGAUGUGGUUGGUGAGGAACGCAAGAAAGCUAUAGUCUCUUCAUUGUGUAAGCUAGGCACCCAGAACCUCCGCUCCUUGAGUAUUUGGUGUGGGAGCAGCCUCUUACAGGGACCUUUGUGCCUGCCUACCCUUGAGAAACUUACUACCGGGUCUUCGGCUGUCCCGCAGAUUCCGACAUGGUUGAGCUCCUCUAGAAACCUCCAACUGCUAUGGAUUGAAGUUGAGGUAGUCAAGCAGGACGAUCUCUGCAUACUUGGGGCCUUACCCAGUUUGCUCGUUCUGCAUCUGGAAGAAGCAGCAAAGUCAAAAGAAAAGCUCAGAAUCAGUGGUGAAGUUGGGUUCCAACUAUUGAGGAUUUUCAUUUAUGAUGCAUCUGAUGAACCAGUAGAUCUGAUAUUUGGGGUAGGGUCCAUGCCCAAGCUAGAAAAACUCGAGCUUCGUUAUUUGUGUGCAGUUGAAGCUGACUGUCUGGACUUUGGAAUCGGGAACCUCCCCUGCCUUAGUAUCAUCAAAUUUAUUGGUGUUGGUGGUGACUAUGACAUUGUUGAAGCAGUGAAGAUUGCCAUGAAGAGAGCAGCCAGCGCACAUCUCAACCACCCUAGUCUACACUUUUUAGAAGAAUAAUAUGACGGGUCUCCAAUGCCCAGCUUUGAUUUAACAAGCCAAGAACUUCUCAUGCCGAUUCUCAUGUUUAAAAGUCUUUAGCUCGAAACCUCUCUCUUCCAUGAUACACUAGUACACUGUACUCUCCGUUGGCUAAUGUAUUAUAUUUGACAUGCAUGCUUUCCAUAUUUUACAUUUGACCAGUAAUUAGUUGACAGCAUAUUUGCGGAGUUUGUGUUCCAAGGCAA
This is a messenger RNA of Triticum aestivum (bread wheat), 3332 nucleotides long. RefSeq names its product disease resistance protein RGA5-like. NCBI's taxonomy places the organism in Eukaryota, Viridiplantae, Streptophyta, Magnoliopsida, Poales, Poaceae. Gene Ontology annotation, molecular function: ADP binding. The coding region runs from base 325 to 3105 and encodes 926 amino acids. The transcript has 4 exons. The record is from RefSeq and is a predicted model, not a curated record. Gene Ontology annotation, biological process: defense response to other organism.